Messenger RNA from Morus notabilis, 339 nucleotides. RefSeq lists its product as uncharacterized. The record is from RefSeq and is a predicted model, not a curated record. NCBI's taxonomy places the organism in Eukaryota, Viridiplantae, Streptophyta, Magnoliopsida, Rosales, Moraceae. The transcript has a single exon. The coding region runs from base 1 to 339 and encodes 112 amino acids.
AUGUCAGAGGUGGCAGAGACAACCGUUACAACACGGUCGGAGGAUGCAGAUACCGUUAGGCCUCAACAGGUUGGGGAAUUGUAUAACAUUCAGACCGCAUAUAGGCUGGAUGGAAAAAACUACCUUAAAUGCUCCCAACUUGUUCAGAUUGUGCUAAAAGAGAAAGGAAAAAUCAGCCACAUCUUAGGGACAAGACCAAAACCAGAAGAUCUACGAUUUGAACCGUGGGAUGAGGAGGAUUCGAUGAUCAUGGCAUGGUUGUGGAACUCCAUGACUCCAGAGAUUAGCGAUACAUGUAUGUUCUUGGCCACUGCCAAGGAUAUAUGGGAUGCAAUUUAA